GGUAGCAUUAAGAUGAAGAAACUGCUGGUAAUAAUCGCCCUGAUUGGAUGUGUCCUUUCUAAACGCUUACCAAGACGUCGAGAAGCUCCGACUGUUAGAGAAGUAGAAAGUCGCAUCGUUGGUGGAGUACCAGUCGAUAUAAGAAGUUUUCCUUGGCAGGUAUCAAUUCAAUGGAGAGAUCGUCAUUUUUGUGGUGGCUCCAUCAUCGAUAGAAGCUGGAUACUGACUGCAGGACAUUGUAUGUACGACUUUAAAAAUGUCCAACUAGGCGACAACCUUAAAAUUCAUUCUGGCAACAACAAUUGGCAAUUAGGUACCGCUACUGUUGUAGCAAAAUCUAUUGUUCAUCCAAAUUUUAACAAUGUGACAUAUGAUAGUGACGCGGCCCUUCUUCAACUGAGAACUCCAAUUACUUUCACAAAUGGCACUCAAAAAAUAUCAUUGGUCGAAGAAGGUCAAGAUCCUGCACCUUAUUCACCUGCAAUUGUUACUGGCUGGGGUGACACAAGGGAAGGAGCUAAUAAUGGUUCGCAGAUUUUACGUGGAGCUUUAGUUCCAAUCAUAUACAGAAAUGAUUGCAGAAUUAUGAACUCUGGAUUGUACUCUUCGGUUAAUACAAAUAUGAUUUGUGCUGGAUAUGCUGAUGGAGGAGUCGAUUCCUGCCAAGGUGACAGUGGUGGUCCAUUAAUUGACACAAAUACUAGGCAAAUAGGAAUUGUUUCAUGGGGAUUAGGAUGUGCAAGGGAACAUGCCCCUGGUCUAUAUGCAAGAGUUGGCGCACCGACCAUCAGAAGUUUUAUAAGACAACAGACUGGCGUGUAAAAUAAUGAUUAUUUUACAUUGCUGAAUAAUUUACGAUAGCAAACCAAUUUAUUUAAAUUAACAUCAGCACAGAAUAAUUUCAGAUUAGAUUAGGAAAA
This is a messenger RNA of Ctenocephalides felis (cat flea), 920 nucleotides long. Its product is annotated as trypsin-7-like. Gene Ontology annotation, biological process: proteolysis. NCBI's taxonomy places the organism in Eukaryota, Metazoa, Arthropoda, Insecta, Siphonaptera, Pulicidae. The record is from RefSeq and is a predicted model, not a curated record. The transcript is spliced from 5 exons. Gene Ontology annotation, molecular function: serine-type endopeptidase activity. The coding region runs from base 13 to 822 and encodes 269 amino acids.